GUGCACAUAAUUUUUUUGCCCAGGUUCUCAGAGGAGGACCUGGAGAUGUGACUUGGUCCUCAUUGAGCUUGAGAGCCGACCCGCCUGAUGCGAUACAUUUAUGACAAGCUUUACUUAGAGCCAAUUAACUUUAAUUAAUUAUAUUAACAAUUAAUGCUUGAUUAACAUCAACUGGCACAACAAAAUUGCCAUUACUUUGAAGUGAAAUGUAAAGAAAUAAACAUAAAAGCACCAAUUCAAAAUAAAGGGCAUUAUGCGGCUCCCACAUUAAAUCCAAGCCUUUUUAAAAGUGGGAUGUCCUCCUCAUAAGACCUCAUUGAACGUGCAUGUUUAGCUUUGUAAAAUGCGAGCAAAAACACGUUUAUCAGUGCAUGUCGCUGUUCAUUACCUUUAUUCCGCCACAUGUCCAUAGGGCGAGUGGGAUUCUGUUUGACAUCGAUAGUUUGCUUAAUUGCCACAUGCUCUCUGUUUUUUUCGUGCUUUUCAAAGUUUGGAUGGCUGAAAUUCUUUGACCCUACAUAAAAUGCGCACUGCUCUUAUCGGCGACAUUGGGAUUGUCACGGCACAUUUUGUACCGCAUUUCCGUGCGAGCAUCAUUUGCUUCUAGCAAUGGUACCUCUGGAAGCCACUUUUCAGCAAAAGUCCUUUUUUUCGGUAGCUCCGGUGACGUCUCUGUCGUCUGUCUGUCUUUUGACGGGGGUGGGGGAACACGGAAGUAAUUACUCAGUGUGGCCUGCCUUUUCUACAUUUUGAGAAGUUAUUUUCCAGUGUCCGCCGCAAAUACAGUGGUCAGCCAUCGGUACGCAAAAGCGUAUGGAAACCGUUGAGGGCCAGCGCGUUUGUCUACGUCCAGUCUGCAUGCGCGCAUGCGGACCACUUAUGUGCACCCCUGUACAUAUAUAUAUAUAUAUAUAUAUACACAUGCCUUCAGAAUGUGAUCAAAUAAGUGAUAUAAAUCAUUUGAGCAACCAUUAUAGCGUAAAAACAUACAUCAAGACAAAAUCACCAUAAUGUCUUUGGGAAAAAAUGGUUAUUUCAAUAUGAAUGUUUCAGAAUUGCAAUCAAUUUUCUCAAGCUAGGUAACCAAAAGGCCGAAUAAUGUACUAGUGUAUUUUAAUAUCAAAGCCGUCUUGUGCAAAGAUGGGUUGUCUAAACAGUCAUUAGAACAUAUUUGUGAAUCAUACUUGUAGAUGCUUAGCAUUGUAAGUGAUUUAAGAAAACUUGUUUAGAUUAUAGUUGCUGCUACUUAACCGUUCAUAGGGCACUCAUUUAACUCAUUGGCUGCCAUUGACAGCAGUGUGAGUGUCGCUGCCAAGCCUCCCAGUCAUAAUGGAUUGGACGUCGAGCGCUGUCAAUGGCAUUUUAACAUGCCCGUUCACAGCCAAUCCUCACAGUUUAAAUUUAUUGGACGUCUAUCGUUGUCAAUGCCAGGCAAUGUUUUAAAAACUAUGGGGUGGGAAAACUGGUGGUGGCCGCAAGAGGAGUGUAUUUAAAUUUCUAUCCUUUAUAAUUAAAAGAAUUUUGUUAUUUUUACCAUUUUAUCAAUUUAUAAUUCUAUUUAUAUUUAAAAUAUAUAUUUUAAAAUAUAUUACAAUACAAUCAUAUUUAAUAAAGUCUAUAACUAUACUCGAGACCUGGCAUCCACUAACAUGGACAUCACAUUUUGGGGUCAUGAAGGCCACACUUGGAUACCAUAUGUUUAUAUCGCAGACUACUUGACGGAAAAUGUGAUGUCCACAAUGUGGUCAUUUAUUUAUUUUUAAUUAGCAAAAAUAGUCACUUGCCUUAUGAAGGGUUAAGGGAAAGCACGCCCACGGGUUUUUGAUUGGGUGUGGAGGGGCUACCAAGGUCAUUAACAACUUCACCUUCAACUCUGAAUAAUUGUGUGCGUCAGCCAAUGAGAGAAGAGGCUAAUGAUCUCCAACAUUAGCAAAACGUUUGGAGGCCAGCACUCUCAGUCGAAGCCUGAAGCCCUGAACCGGUUACGCGACAGCCGGCUUUAAUGGACUAAUUUGCAGCCUUCUUUCCGUGGUUAUGUUGGGCCAAGUCACCUGUUCACCGACUCUCUUGGACUUUAGUUUUGACUAAGAACUUUUUGGGAGGGGGGGGGUGUCGUCUCCAUUGAGGAGUGUUUGUUACAGUGCCAAGAUGUCUGAAAGAUCCCAAAGCCCGGGUACGGAGUGUCAAAGUCGCCCGUAUGACUUCAGCCGGGCUUGCUCGCAGAUUUUGGGCCACGAGGGCCUCGGGGGUUCGCCCUUCCACCAGCUCCCCCUGCCAGAAGCGAGCGUGCUCUACAAGCAGUCCGCCUAUGGUGGCCUGCCGUCCGCCGCCGCUCAGAGCUUUUUCCCCUUCCCGGUGGGCGGCGGUGAUUACCGAGGUUCCGAGCUCCAGGCCGGGGAGUUCGGCCAGCCCAAACAUUGGUAUGCCUUCGCUCCGCCCGAGUACACCGGGCAGGUUCCCGGGAUGGCCGCGGCCAUGCAUCCCACUAACCUGAGCCCCCCCAUUGCCGAGACCCGCGAGCAAAUCAAGCUCACCGAUAUCAAGACGGAAAAAGACACCGGGGACGAGUACCCGAGCGAGGUGAAGCUCCAACAUUACCCGCCGGCCUCAGCCGCCAUGCCUGGAGUCUUCUACUCCAGCCCCUGGAACCCGUCCUUUUGGCCAGGUAUCAGCCACCUCACGCCGCCCGGCAGCGGGGGGAGCAGCAACCAGAAUCCGUCGACGUCUUCCGCGUCUUCGCCGUCCAUGUCACCCUCGCCGCCCAGCAACGGCGUGCCGGCGAAUGCCUUCUUCGGCGCCAACCCUGCCCAGGGCGCCCCCGGGCCUCAAGGCCAGAACCCGGCCACGUCUACGCGGAGCAGCGGCUCGUCCAGCGGCGGGUGUAGUGACUCGGAAGAGGAAAACCUCUCUACUGAAGAAUUGGAGCAGUUUGCCAAAGAACUUAAGCACAAACGCAUCACUCUGGGUUUCACUCAAGCUGAUGUUGGCCUUGCAUUAGGUAACCUUUAUGGUAAGAUGUUUAGCCAGACGACCAUUUGCCGCUUCGAGGCCCUCCAGUUGAGCUUCAAGAACAUGUGCAAGCUGAAGCCCCUCCUCCAGAGAUGGCUGAAUGAGGCCGAAACGUCGGAAAAUCCCCAGGAUAUGUACAAGAUCGAACGGGUAUUUGUGGACACCAGGAAGAGGAAACGGAGGACCAGCCUUGAAGGAGCCGUUCGCUCGGCUUUGGAGUCUUACUUUGUCAAGUGUCCAAAACCCAACACUCAAGAGAUCACGCACAUUUCAGAUGACUUGGGACUGGAGAGAGAUGUUGUCCGUGUGUGGUUCUGCAACCGGAGACAGAAGGGAAAGCGUUUGGCUCUCCCGCUGGAUGAAGAAUGUGACGGCCAGUACUAUGAGCAGAGCCCUUCGCCCCUCAACAUGGCUGCCUCCCCCGUACCCAGCCAGGGCUUUCCUCCGCCAGCUACCUAUCCCGGAGGCCCGCCGCCCACGCUUUAUAUGCCAGCGCUUCAUCGCCCUGACGUCCUGAAGCAAGCGCUGCACCCUGGACUGGUUGGUCACAUGACUGGAUAGAUGCUACAGACCCCGCAGAAGACGAGCUCCGUCCAAACUACCGGAACUACCUCCACGGAUUGCGGGACAGUUGAAGGUUCUCCCCAUCACAGUUAUUGUGUGCGACUGAUUAUUCCAUGCCAGCAACUUUGGAAGUAUUUUACUAUAACCUUUUAUGUCAUUCUGUAGGCCGGAUUUCCGAAAGUGCAUUUGACGCAAGGUGGCCUUUAGUUUUUUUUUGUGUCCUGUGAAUGAGUUUUUUUUUUUUUUUUUUUUUCUUGGAGGUCAGAAAAGUCAUUUGACAGUCAAUGAGGGGAAAUGUGGUUUGAGUUAUUCUAAUUUUCAACUCCGGUGUUUUGGUGGAAAAAAGACUGUUGGGGAAAGCUAUCGCGAUGAAAACAGUAUUUUCAUAUUGUAAAAAGUGCCUUUUUGACAUUUUUUGAAGAAAAGUUUCAGUAAUUGAUCAUCUAUAAUGGCUAUUUAACAUGUUGUUUUUCCCCAGGAGUUUGAAUGCAAUAUUUUAAGGAUCUGGUAACAAAAUGAUCCUUGCUGCUAAUUUCCUCUGCUUUUAUUGCACAUUUUCAACAUUUCAUCUCAGGUGAAGGUCUGUUCCUAUCCUAUACUUGACAAUUUUUGUAACAACAGCUAAGUGUCAACUUUUAUAUUUCUCAUGUUGUAUGUAUGUUUUUUUACCUCCUUUGAUGCCUAGUGAACAAAUGAAAGUUGCAUAUAGUGGUAUGAAAAAGUAUCUGAACCUUUUGGAAUUUCUCACAUUUCUGGAUAAAAUCACCAUCAAAUGUGAUCUGAUCAUUGUCAAAAUCACACAGAUGAAAAAAAACUGCUUUAACUAAAACCAACCAAACAUUUAUAGUUUUUAAUAUUUUAAUGAGGAUAGUAUGCAAACAAUGACAGAAGGGAGGGGGAUAAGUGAACCAUCACAUUUUAUAUUUUGUGGCCCCCCUUUGGCAGCAGCACCCUCAACCAGAUGCUUCCUGUAGCUGCAGAUCAGUCUGGCACAUCGAUCAGGACUAAUCUUCGCCCAUUCUUCUCUACAAAACUGCUGUAGUUCAGUCAGAUUCCUGGGAUGUCUGGCAUGAAUCGCUGUCUGUAGGUCAUGCCACAGCAUCUCUAUGGGUUUCAAGUCAGGACUUUGACAUGGCCACUCCAGAACGUGUAUUUUGUUUUUCUGAAACCAUUCUGAAGUUGAUUUCCUUCUGUGUUUUGGAUCAUUGUCUUGUUGAAUAAUCCAUCCUCUUUUUAGCUUCAACUGUCUGACAGACGGCCUCAAGUUUUCCUGCAAAACAUCCUGAGGAACUUCAUUCUUCCAUUAAUGAUUGCAAGGUGUCCAGGCCCUGAGAUAACAAAACAGCACCAAAUCAUGAUGCUCCCUCCACCAUGCUUCACGGUGGGGAUGAGGUGUUGAUGUUGGUGAGCAGUUUUCCUCCACACAUGGCGUUGCGUGUUGCUCCCAAACAAUUCUUUCGUUUCAUCAGUUCACAAAAUAUUUUGCCAAAUUUCUGUGGCGUGUCUUUAUGCGAACAUUAAACGAGCAAGGUUUUUUUUUUUUUUUUUUUUCCAUUUAGACGCAACAGUGCCAAACUCUCCAUUUGUAGACAACUUCUCUGACUGUCGAUUGAUGAACAUCCAGACUUUUAGAGAUGCUUUUGUAUCCUUUUCCUGCUUUAUACAGAUCAACAAUCAUUGAUCGCAGGUCUUCAGACAGCUCUUAUGGCCGAGCCAUGUUGCACAUCAGACAAUGCUUCUCAUCGAGACAAUUUGUGUGUUUUAUUGUGGGCAGGGCAGCUUUGAACCACUCAUCAGUGAUUGGGCACACACUUGACUUAAAAUGUUUGGUAAAAAUAGGUUUCUAUCGGCCUUUAAGUCUCCUUAGGCAGAGGGUUCACUUCAUUGUUUGCAUGCUGUCCUCAUUAAAAUAUGAAAACCUAUAAAUGUUUGUGUGGUUUUGGUUUAAGCAGACAUUAUUUUCAUCUGUGUGAUUUUGAUAAAGAUCAGAUCACAUUUGAUGGUGAUUAUAUGCAGAAAUGUGGGAAAUUCUAAAAGGUUCAGAUACCUUUUCCACACCAUUGUGCAUCUUUUUAAAAUAAGUUGUCCAACCUCUGAUGUUCAUAUCUCAUUGACGUCUUAUCCAUUUGAACUGGGAACUGCCAGCCCCUUCAAGUUCAAAUGGAGUUGACAUCUGUCACUGUCAAAGGCUGAGUUAAAACGGCCUUUUUUUAAAAUGGACAUUAUCUUUACUCAAACAUUUUAGCCACGCUUGAUAAAAAACAAUAUCAGAUUGUAAAUGGGUCACAGCUUCACAAUGCAUGUAACGGUCAGCAUUUUAACUCACCAUAACAUCAAGUCGUGAGUUUUUUCACCCCUAUAUUUUUUAAUGAUUUAAACUAAUUGUUGCCCACCAGCUGCCAGGUAAAAGUUUACAUUACCAUAAAUUUGUGUGCGUCAGUUUCAUUUUGGUGUAAUUUGUGUCAGUAAUGGUGCUUCAGGACCUUUUUUUUUUUUUUUUAUGUUAACUCAUUCACUGCUAUUGACAGAGCUAGUUGUCCAAUUUAUUUUAACAGGCAUGUAAUGAUAACUGCAUCCCUCCCAGUUCGAAUGGAUUAAAC
Corythoichthys intestinalis (scribbled pipefish) is the source of this 6173-nucleotide messenger RNA. It is a transcript of the gene pou5f3, whose product is annotated as POU domain, class 5, transcription factor 3. Gene Ontology annotation, molecular function: DNA-binding transcription factor activity, RNA polymerase II-specific; RNA polymerase II cis-regulatory region sequence-specific DNA binding. NCBI's taxonomy places the organism in Eukaryota, Metazoa, Chordata, Actinopteri, Syngnathiformes, Syngnathidae. The record is from RefSeq and is a predicted model, not a curated record. Gene Ontology annotation, biological process: regulation of transcription by RNA polymerase II. The transcript is spliced from 5 exons. Bases 2149 to 3570 code for a protein of 473 amino acids.